This is a messenger RNA of Prunus dulcis (almond), 1020 nucleotides long. RefSeq lists its product as uncharacterized. Bases 250 to 693 code for a protein of 147 amino acids. The record is from RefSeq and is a predicted model, not a curated record. The transcript has a single exon. Lineage: Eukaryota; Viridiplantae; Streptophyta; Magnoliopsida; Rosales; Rosaceae.
GAAAAAGUUAUUCUACUAUUCAAUUAUAAACGAAAGUCUCCCCUUGCCAGCCACCCAGCCUUUUUGUUGGUUUGGUCCUUAUUGGUCAUUUGGUUAGUUUUUGACAUGCAUCAUUUCAUCAGCCAUCAUUCAACUGCAUCAUCAAAUUUAUAUAUAUAUAUAUAUAUAUAUAUAUUUUAUAAUGUAUAUAUUGCAAAUUCUUGCUGCUCUGCUUGGUAAUAUAUCUUCAUCAUUAAUUAAGAUCAAUCAAUGGAAGGUCUGAUUCCAAUGGUGUACAAGGCAAUGAAGAGGAACAGAACUCGCCGCCAAUACAGCAGCCUCGCAUCAUCAGCAUCAGCAGCUCAAACUAAUUACAACAUUGCCGACUUCUACAUUGAUCCUAAUCAAACUAAUUACGUCUAUGUGCCACCACCUCCUGCUGCUGCUUCUUCCACUCUUCAUGAUCAUCAUCGUCGUCUAAGUCUCGACACCAUAUUUAAUGUAAACAACAAUGGUGGGUUUUCUACAGUAUCUGCCCCCGUGGAGCACAAGUCAUCAUCGUCCACAAACAACAUAAUCAAUGGUCAAGUAAUUCAACACCGACGACACAAAUCUGUUUCUGUUUCUGUUUCUGCUCCUCCAAAGCAACUUGUCCGGUUUCGGAGCCAUCGACGAAUCUUCUCAUGCAUGACUUGUGGUGUGGUGCCUCGCUAAGAGCUGAUUAACAACGUAUACCACCUGCCUGCACUACAAUUAAUAGAUAAUAUUUUGAUUAUCUAGCAUAGUUAACUUAAUGUUGUCUUGUAAUUAAUACCUCUGCACUCUGUUCCUCCAUUGCCUCUGUUUCUCUGCUUUUAUAAUUUCUCCAUCUGCCAAAUGCAAAUCUAUAAGAAAUGUUGUGAUGCUGGCCUCAGGCCUGCCUGCCUCCAAUAAUGAAUCAGACACCAAGCUUAAUUAGGAUUUUUUAUUUUAUUUCUAACUUUGUAGGAUGGUUAUCUGUUAAAUGUGGACCUUACAUUACAUAUUGUAAGGUGAUUGAUA